Paramecium sonneborni is the source of this 437-nucleotide messenger RNA. NCBI's taxonomy places the organism in Eukaryota, Ciliophora, Oligohymenophorea, Peniculida, Parameciidae. The record is from the annotation of a GenBank genome assembly.
AUGUAGGUCCAAAAACAACUAUAAAAGCUAUAGAUAAACUAUGAUGAGGAUCAAGUAUAUUAAAUGUUCUUGAAAAUCUAGCUUAUGCCCAUAUAAAAGGUCCUCCAAAGAUUCUCUAAUUUUUAUUUAAAAUCGAAUAAUAAAUAUUGGAUCCUUUAAGAAAAUUUAAACCUGUUUAAGUAACUAUAAUAUAUUCAGAAUAUGUAAUAGGAUUAAUUUCCAAUCCAAUAAAUUCUUUGAUUAAUAAUCUAGAAUCUAUAAUUAAAUAAAAUUAGAAUACAUUUAGUAGCAUCGCUAUCAUCAAAUUCCUAGCAAUGAGUAUUAUUGAUUUUAAAUUAAUUUUCAUUAGAGCAUCGAACACAUUAACUCCAUUUUGAAAUGUAAUAAUCUGUAUAACAUUUAGUACAUUUGAAUUUUUCAGUGCAUGUUUAACAUGA